UGAAAAUCCAGGAUGCAGACGCAGUCAGCAAUUUCAGCUGCUAAUUCUCUUCUGCAAAGUGCGGAAUUUGCUUUGCCGAGGCAAAAGAGAGCAUUGGCUGUCACGGAACACAAGCAUGCAGUUGUUGCAAGUAAGAGAAAAUCCAAGACAAAUAAAGAAGAAGAUCAGCUUCCUCAGGAUGUUCUUGUACACAUAUUUGGCUUAGAUGUGAAAUCUCUACUUUCUGCUUCUGCAGUCUGCCGGUCAUGGAAUGGUGCUGCUGGUGACAACUGUCUAUGGAAAUUGUUGUAUGACACUUACUUUAGCAAUUGUGAGAAUAUUGUGAAGAACAAGGGACUUGAAACAGUUGGAACA
Molecule: messenger RNA, 354 nt
Organism: Salvia hispanica
Lineage: Eukaryota; Viridiplantae; Streptophyta; Magnoliopsida; Lamiales; Lamiaceae
Source: RefSeq, a predicted model, not a curated record